Messenger RNA from Cyprinodon variegatus (sheepshead minnow), 2707 nucleotides. Its product is annotated as uromodulin-like 1. The coding region runs from base 56 to 2707 and encodes 883 amino acids. Gene Ontology annotation, cellular component: extracellular region. The record is from RefSeq and is a predicted model, not a curated record. The transcript is spliced from 12 exons. NCBI's taxonomy places the organism in Eukaryota, Metazoa, Chordata, Actinopteri, Cyprinodontiformes, Cyprinodontidae. Gene Ontology annotation, molecular function: peptidase inhibitor activity; protein binding; calcium ion binding.
CAUGCAUUGGCUAUGUGGCGGCUGAAUACAUGUUAGGGAUUCUGAGCUGGGAAAAAUGAGAUGGAUCCUCUUAAUCUGGGCGUCGCAGGCCCUGCCGCUUCUCUGCUCGACACAGGACGCUGUGGGUGAAGGGAAUAGCCUGUCUUCCUCCGGCUACCAUCUAUGUGUCCAGAAUGAGACCAGAGUUGUGAGUUUCUUGGUGAUACAUUCGGUCCCUUAUAGAGUGACAAAGCCUUGUGGAGGAUGGUUACCGUGGACGACGUGUACCGUCACCCUUUACAAGAUGAUGCAUCAGAUUGAGUACAAGACAGUAAAUGAGCAGGUGACGAGGUGCUGUGAUGGCUAUCAUCAAGUUGGUCGUUACUGUUCCCUAUCUGUAAACAGGAGUGAUGAGUUAACCGCCAAGCCAGGAUCCUGUCCAACUGCAGAUGGAUUGUCUCCCAGUUUUGCGGACUGUGAGUUUGAUUUAGACUGUCCAGGCUGGCAGAAAUGCUGCCAGAGAUUUGGACAGUUUCUCUGCACCGAUCCUACAAAACAAGAUCUGCGGUUUGAAGGAAGCCUCUGGAAUACAACACUGACUGUUAAGAUGGAUCACCAGCAACUGUCCAAGGAAAAUGGGCUUCUCAAUCUCACAAGAUUAUUGCAAGCAAUGAUAACUGGGGCGCUGGAGUCUGAGGUUUCUAUCUUUUAUCUCAGUGCGUUGCCCGUCCAUCCCUUCAGAGUUGCCACAUCUCUGCUCCUCCUGAGCAACUCGUCUCUUUCACUGUACAACGUAACAUCAAAGCUGCAGCUUCUUCUUAAACACAUACCGGAGGUGUCAUCAGUAACAGUGCAAGCAGAUGUGGAUGAGUGUGAGCAGCCUGUUCUCCAUCAGUGCUCUCUUCAGGCAGAAUGCAUUAACACACUGGGCUCUUACCACUGUGUCUGCCAGCAGGGAUAUAUGGAUGAUGACCCUGCUGGUAACUGUACAGGGGACACCGUGGUGCAGACCUCCACUGAGCCCCCACCUGUGAACGCAACCUUUUCCAGCACACUGCAUCCUUCAGGGAAUGGCACCAUGGGAAGCUUCAGCUCUUCUGAGGCCAGUGUGACUGCAGCUCUGACUAACACAAGUUCUGUCACUUAUAAUUCAUCACAUGCUUCACUGGGGACAAGUUCAGCACCGGUUAACAGCAUGAGUUCAGCUGCAGCCUCACCUCCACCAGCACCCACAUGUCGUCCUCCACGCAUCAGAGGCCUGUGGUCUGCUAACGUCACUGGAACAUCCAUGUCUGUCCGCUGGUCAACCACUGCUCAAAUCAACCAGACUUUCCAGAUCACUUUAAGCAAAUCUUCAGAGGUCAGUGAGAUGUGGGAAACCAGCAUGAUGAUGAUAGAGAUCAGAGGACUACAGCCUGGGGUGCUCUACAAUGUGACUGUGACACCUUGUGCUUGUGGAAGGAGAGGAUCUACUGUCCAUAUAAUGAUCAAAACUGAUGCUCAGACACUGGAUGCCACAACACGACUUACCAACAUCGAGUUCAGCGAAGACCUGACAAACAGCAGCAGCCAGGCCUACAAAGACCUAACUGUGACGUUUAUACAAGAGAUCUACCAGUCUCUGGCUCCAGAGUUCAAAGCUAUGGUGGAUUCAGGUCAGGUGAGGAUUGAGAUCCAAAGCUUCUCCCCAGGCAGUGUGGUUGUGAACUUCUCCAUAAUCUUCAACCAAAGUCCAGACCAGGCCUCAGGCAACGUGUCCUCCGCCAUCAUGCUUUCCCUGAUGAACAGCUCCAGAUUCAUUCUGGAUGUAAAUAACACACGCAUUCAUGAUUCUGAUGAAUGCAUCUCAGCAGAAAAUGAUUGUUCUCAGUGGGCUACAUGCAUAAACACGUGGGCCUCCUACACUUGCAUAUGCAAUGAAGGAUUGAUAGACCAUAACCCAGAUAGACCUGGACGCAACUGUCAAGCAAAUGAUACAGUGGAUUCAGCAUCAGCACCAGGAGUUUCUACUAGAAUGCACUUUACAACUGUUCCAACCUUUGUUCAGUCCACUACCACCUCUAUAACUACCAACUCUACCUUGUUAACUAGUGCAAAUGCUUCUCCCAUUAACACUGAAACCCUGACAGCUGCAGCUGAUAAUUUCCCAUCAACAGCAGAUCCACCGAUGACAGUCUACACUGCCUCUGCAGUUACUGUCCAAGCAAGUGUUAUCGCCCCAACUCCUGUUGUUAAUGUUCAACCAGCAAUCUCCUCUACAGCUUUCACCAACACCCCAAGAAUUACGUCUAUGCAAGCAAUCCCUUCUACCAAUCCAAUGACUGUCACUCCCAUAACAGCUGUUACUGGAUCUACAAUCAGUACAACAGACAUCAUAACUCCUAUCCAAGUGAUCUCUCCUGUUGCUCCAACAACGACCACUUCAACUACCUCUACCACAAGUCCCUCUUCUAUGAUGCUAACAACCCCUUCUUCUGCUCUGAGAUCACUGGCUAAUUACUCUUUGUCAGGAGCCCUUUCAGUGCAGUGCAGAGUAGCUGCCAUUACUGUGACUCUUUCUAAGGCUUUUAUGUUGAGAGGAAACAUCCAGGAGGGUGCUUUGUACUUGGGAAUGCCAGGAUGUGGGGUCAACGGAGGCAAUGUCAGCCAUGUCCAGCUGACUGUGGCGUGGGAUGAGUGUGAUACUAGGCUUGUGCAUGUAAGUCUCAUUUACCUGAUUACUGGAUAA